Molecule: messenger RNA, 2379 nt
Organism: Monodelphis domestica (gray short-tailed opossum)
Lineage: Eukaryota; Metazoa; Chordata; Mammalia; Didelphimorphia; Didelphidae
Gene: OCSTAMP
Product: osteoclast stimulatory transmembrane protein
Cellular component (GO): membrane
Source: RefSeq, a predicted model, not a curated record
AUGAACAACAGGUGGUGGCUUUGGCAUUCAGGGCUCUGGAAGGCCAAGGCACUGUUGCUGGAAGCCUGGGACGUGUAUUCGAAGCCUGUUCCAGCCAACUGUGGACAAUUGUUUACUCAGCUCCUGCUGAGUGCUCUCAUAGCUGGGGCUGCUGGUGGACUGGCCUACAACUGGUUGGCUGUCUCCCUAUCGUACCCGGAAGGAACCUCUGCAACAGGCGCUAUGGCUUGCGGCUUCUUGCUUUUCCUGGUCCUCAGUCUAGUCCACCCAGCCCGGUGUCUGCUUGCCAUCACUGCGCCCGCAUUAGGCACGAGGCAGGGCCGCCGCCUGCUUCUGUCAUCUGGCUUCUCUGAGCUGGUCACCCAUGUGGUACCCAACAUUCUGGCCAAUGUGGGUGCCACCACCCAGGUGCUGAGGUGUGUGGCCCAGGGCACGCUGGAGAGUCUGCUCAACUCCACCCAGCAGCUAGAGGCGACCACAGAAGCUUUGGACCAGGCAGCGGGGUGGGCAGGCGGCCGGAGACUGACCUUUGAGACCCCUGGCAACUGCUCUGCCCUGUAUCUCCAGAUGCUUGUGGCCACCCAGAGAGUCUACCGAGACGUCUCAGCCUUGGAGGCAGUGGUCCGUGGAUUGGCUCUGGGCACCAGCCGGGUAUUCGCUGGAAUUUUUGUCCUCUGCCUCCUGUCUGAGUCAGCGUGGUAUCUGAAGGGUUACCUGACAGACCUGCAGUUUGAUAACCUGUAUAACAGCAAACAAUUGGAGCGGCUGCUCAGAGGGAGCCAGGGCAGUCCCCCAGCAGCCUCUCUUCCAACUCUGGUCCUCCAGGUGCCUGGCCUGAGGCUGUCCCGGCCGGAAAUUUUCCACUGCCUCUUCCGCCUGGCACUUCUGGGUCUGCCCCUGGGAGCUAUGGCCGUGAUUGUGGCCACAGAUUACGUGGCCUUCCUUCUGGCACGCACGGCUGUAGACUGGGCGCAGAAGCUGCCCACGCUGCCCUUCCGUCUGAGCAUCAAGUAUGGUGCCAAGUACACAGUCUUUGCCUUCAUCUCUUUCAUUUUCAAUCAGCCUUCUGAAGGAACUACCUUGGACAUCUACCAAGAUACAUACAAGUGGGAGCUACACUUCACCUCUGCCAAUUGCCAAUUGCACCCAGCUCAUCCCCCACAAUGCACAGCAGCAUUGGCCGCUGGGACCCUCUUCCUCUUUGCUUCUGCCACGGUCUUCCUAGAGAUCUAUGCCCACCGGCUGGUCCACAGAGUGGCUGCCUCCUUCUUCCAGGCUCGGGAGGAGCAGAGGGCUCAAUACCUGUUUGCCCGGCUCCACCGAAGUCAUCAGAAGAGGAAGAUAGAACCCGUGUGUGGGUGAUCUUCCUCUUGCUCAAGUUCCUCAGUCCCCUAGUCUGGAUUAGGUCUAAGACCAUUUGGAUGAGUGUGGCAUGGAGGAUCAGGGGCUACCUUAGAAUGCUGUGGGAAUCUCAGAGACUCUAUACUGACUUCCCCUUUAGAACUUCUGAAGGAAGACAGAGACCCUUUUUUAGGUUGUUAAAAUUUCUCCUACAGGAAUGUCAGAACUGGAUGGACCUUAAAACAUAGCACUUAAUCAGCAAAGAAUUUAUAAGCACCUACUAUUUACCAGGGUCAGAGCUAGUCAACAAGGGUGCAAAGACAAAAAAUUAAGUAAUUCCUUUUCUCAAAGAAUUUGUUUUCUCAUCCAUACCUCUCAUUUUAUAGAGGAGGAAACUGAGGACCAGAGAAGAAAAGUUUAGAGCUUUAGGACUAGAAGAAACCUCAUCAGUCAUCUAGUUCAACCUUGACAUUUUAUAGAUAGAGAUCAGAGUUGAUAGAAAUUAAUGGAUUUGCCAAAGUCACCAAAGUGUUGCUGUCAUGAUUAGAAAUCAGAUGGAUACUCUGAUUCUGAAACCAUGGCUCUUUCCACCUGUAAACACAUAGUAGCAUAGAUAGCAGAGCUGGGUCUUGUGACUCCAAAACUAGAUUCUUCUCACUCUACCAUGUUGUCUUCCAAUUACCUAGUUUAGACCCCACUGUGAAUUCUCAAAGCUCUCUUGAUUCUAUUGAUGUUUUAUGAUAAAUGGCCUUGUUGCCAUUUAGCAGACAAUCAGGUUAAUGGUUUGAUAUUCUCUUCCAGCUCUUCUGGUUAGGUUUUUUUUUUUAACCCUUACCUUUUAUCUUAUAAUCAAUACUAAAUAUAGGCCCCAAGGCAGAAGAUCAGAAAGGGCUAGGCAGUGGGGGCUAAGAGACUUUCCCAGGAUCACACACCUAGGAAGUGUCUGAGGUCAUAUUUAAAUCCAGGUCUUCCUGACUUAAUUUCUAUCCACUGAGACACCUUGCUGCCCCUUCUGGUCAGUUUUGACCAAGGGUCCAA